CUUUACAAACAAGUAAACAAUGAUAUAGUUUCCAUUUUUAUUGAUCUGCUAACCAAACCUAAUUUUCUUUAUGCGAUGACGGCUCAGGAUCAUGUUCUACUCGUUAUUGGAGAAUGGGUGAAGGUGGAUUCAUUUAUCUGGAACUUUGAACCUACAACGGUGGAGGGGAACCGGUUCCUUCGCCUGCGGGACUCCAUGACAUACAAAGAGCUUGCAAGCAAAGUUAAAGAGAAGCUGGGACUCCGAGCACAUGACGUCGUUAUAAAAAUGUCAUACCAGUACCCGUCAUGGAUGGAAAUAGACGAAGGCAACGGAUCCUCGCCACAGUACAUAUGUGAAGAUAAGGAUGUUGAAGUUUUCAUCAGAAUGAGGCGUUUCAUUGAAGAGGUUAACCUGUGUGUCACUGUGGUGAAGAAAAUAACAUCCCAAGAGGCUCAGCCAAAGAGGAGGGAGAAGCACUGGCUGCAUUACGUUUCACCAAACAGUGAUGGAGACUCUUCAGAGGAUGAAUAUGAUGCCGACUGGCAUGAUUUUGCACUUAGCGAACACACAACAUCACCACAAGAAGGACCUAUUGUUGAAGGUGAGACAAUUAGAUUAUGCUCUGUCCCAACAACUGCAGGAGGCAUAACUAUCCGAGAAACAGAACCUACAAUUCGCCCUGCUGGUCCUGCUUGUAAACCUGGUGAUAAAGGCAAAGGAGUACUGCAGGAGGCUCCAAAUCCUACAGAAGUUGAUAGUGAUGACGAGCAGGAGAAUCAAAUUGUUCUAUUUUCACAGCCAGAUAUACCCUCCAGAGUUGAAUGUAGCCAAGCAAGGGUGAAUGACACUAUCAAUUCGUCACGGGUAGCUGUACGAAGCCCUGUUUCAGAUUCUGAAUCAACUGGGAGCAUUGACGGUGAUGGAAAUGGAGCAGAACAUGUUCCAUGUGUGAUGUGGGGACGAGUUCAAGAGGCAUUGAACAAGAUGCUACUAGACAAGAGUGAUGAUCCGGCCUUGUUCUGUCGCGAUGCACCUCCUGUCUUUAAUGAUGGAAAAGGUGCAGAUGUUGAAACUGCUUUGGCGGAUAUAAACUAUGAAGGAGACAAGCUGUUUGUCGGACGUGUGUUUAAGUCAAAAGCGGAUUGCAAGCUGAAGAUUGCUAUUCACGCAAUCAACAGGAAGUUCCAUUUUCGCACCAGUAGGUCAACUCCUAAGUUCAUGGUCUUGAAGUGUAUUUCAAAAACCUGCCCAUGGCGGGUUUAUGCAGCAAAAGUGGAUGCAUCUGAGAACUUCCAAAUCCGUCAAGCCAAACUGACGCACACAUGCACGGUUGAUGAGAGGCGUAGCUACCACAGGUUAGCUACAACACAGGUUAUAGGUGAGAUUAUGCAAUCUCGAUUUGUGAAUAUCAAAAGAGGUCCCAAUGCUGCCGUCAUUCGCAAGUUUCUGCUAGAUGAUUUCCACAUCAACAUUUCUUAUUGGAAAGCAUGGCGUGCAAGGGAGAUUGCAAUGGAAAAGUCUAUGGGUUCUAUGGCUGGAAGUUAUGCUCUGUUACCGGCAUACAUCGCUUUGCUUCAGCAAACUAAUCCUGGAUCACUUUGUUUUUCGGCCCAUUCUGAUGAUCCAAAAGACCGCCAUUCUAGCAUUUACAGCGGUUUAAGGAAGGUUUACACGGACGCGAAUCAUGCUGCCUGUACUGUUCAUCUGUGGAGGAAUGUAAAGCACUUGUACAAGCUCCAAACCCUAGCUGGUUUAAUGUCAGCUGCAGCCAGAGCCUAUGUAGUUGAUGACUUCAACAAAAAUUUCCUCCAAAUUCAAAAGCUAAGCCCAGGAUGUGCUGCAUAUCUUGUUGACAUAGGAUUCUCUCAUUGGACAAGGGUCCAUUCUAUGGGAAAGCGGUACAACAUAAUGGACAGCAACAUCGCCGAAUCCUGGAAUAGUGUAUUGAAAGAAGCUAGAGACUAUCCAUUGAUAUGCAUGCUUGAAUACAUUCGUACAACUCUUAUGGAUUGGUUCGCUUUCCGUAGAGCCAGGGCUGCACGGUCACAAACCACCUUAGCUCCCAAAGUUCGCAGCUUAGUAGAAGCUAAUUUUGAGCUGGCAAUGGCCAUGUCAGUAAGGCCAAUAAGCGAGUUCGAAUUUCAAGUUCAAAUAACAAGUGGUGAAUGUUUCACAGUUAAACUAGUUGACGGGACUUGUACCUGUAAUGAAUUCCAGAGCCUUAGCAUUCCAUGUGCCCAUGUGAUAGCAGCAGCAACAAGCAUUGGAAUGAGCGUGGAUAACUUUGUAGCACCGGCAUACUUUGAACACACGCUUCGACUUUCUUAUGCCGAGAAGAUUUAUCCUAUUCCAUCUGUCGGGGGACCCGAUAAUGCGUCUGGUACUGUAGGGGAUCUUAAUCCUCUUUUUGUGCGACGUCCACCGGGCAGGCCUAAGAAGAUUCGGAUCAAAUCUAAGGGGGAAUUCAAGCGCCCUCGUCAACAGUCUAACAGGAGGUGUUCCCGUUGUUGUCGCCCAGGCCACAACAAGGCUUCCUGUAAAAAUGCUAUAUAAGCAUUAGCAACAACCAUGGGUUUUAAUGAAGGUGUUCCAAAGAAGGUUUUUGGAGUGGGCAAAAUAAUGGUUACCGCAUCAAGUAUAGAUGCGAUGAUGUAUAUAUGCAGUGGCUGUAUAGUCCAAAGCUAUCACAAAAUACUCUGGUAUAUCCUGUCAUAGUAUAUACCAUAGUAUUUUGGAUGAUACGCUUAUCUAUCUAUCUCUAUGCAGUGUUGUAAAUAAGGUUGUGAUGCCCAAGAACACCAUGUUUUGAAGAUUGUAAUAUAUUAUAAACCCAGAAAUGGUUU
Molecule: messenger RNA, 2825 nt
Organism: Arabidopsis arenosa
Lineage: Eukaryota; Viridiplantae; Streptophyta; Magnoliopsida; Brassicales; Brassicaceae
Source: the annotation of a GenBank genome assembly